Molecule: messenger RNA, 1083 nt
Organism: Aspergillus pseudoviridinutans
Lineage: Eukaryota; Fungi; Ascomycota; Eurotiomycetes; Eurotiales; Aspergillaceae
Product: INSIG family protein
Exons: 2
Coding region: 1-1083 (360 amino acids)
Biological process (GO): sterol biosynthetic process
Cellular component (GO): endoplasmic reticulum
Source: RefSeq, a predicted model, not a curated record
AUGUCUGAUAAACCCGCCAUCCUUCAUCCUCGUCCGCGGCGAGUGUUCGAUCUUACGCCGGCUUCGAACGAAUCGUCCGAAUCUCCUACUCCUGCGGAGCCCGCCAAUUCUGAUCUGCUCAAUCCCAAGGAAGCCGGUUCGACCAGCGUAAGCCGCAAUGCUUCCAUCAUGAACCUGACGUCGUCUACGCUUUAUGGCAUUUAUUCUCCGACCGCAUUCGAAAGCGCCCGAGAUGAGUCGAGCCCCUGGGGCACGGAGGCACAAACACCUAUCUCGGAGGAUCCACCAAGCAUUAAACCGUCUUCUGAGCGGCCGAGUCGCCGUUCACUGCAGAGAACUCGAUCGCGCCUCAGUCAUGGGCUAUUGCGUGGAGUGAUUCUGCCUCAGGUGUUCCGGAGUGUGCUUCUCUUUGGGUUCGGUGUGGCCUACGGAGUUAUCACAGUCCAUUUACAUGAGAAUCACUGGAUCACGCCGGUGAAGUUGGAGAAUGUUCGCUACUACGACUCUUGGCAAUAUCUGGGUUUGUGGGGUCUGGCUGGAGUGGCUCUGGGAAAUGUGCUUCCCUGGCUGGAUUCCUUUGCUGGGGAGUGGGAUACGGAUCGUUCCGGGACCGCCAAAGGGCAGGGGAACAAUCGUCCCAGCGAAGAUCGUACUCCUGCUUGGGUUACAGUGGCUCGGAGCGUGGGGGCCUUUGUUGGAAUUGCGUUUGCUCUGAGGAGACUUCCAUGGGAAUCAACAACUCAGGCGUCUGCCACUCUCGCUCUAGUCAACCCUGUGCUGUGGUAUCUCAUUGACCGCACGAAGGCAGGCUUCAUCUUGUCGACCGUGGUGGGACUAGCCGGGACAGGUGUGGUGCUGGGGCUCAAGCCGGAGCUGGUCCCAACUCCCGCAGAUACUCCUGCGAUUACCAUUCCUCUGCUGAAUGGCACUGUCCUGGAAUAUGGACUGGUGGCGGGCCUCACACAGGAGGCUGUUGCGGUCCGCAUAUGGCUCUCAAGUGUUCUCUUCUGCGCCUGCGUCUGCUUUGGCAACGUCGGCCGGCAACUUGCCAUCGGAGGUACAGGCAGAGAUAGGCUCAAUUAG